UACACGAUUCGAGUAUAAACAGUUUCGUUAGAUUAGAAUUUAAAUUAAAGAUAUUUUUAUGAUUAUGCCCCUUCCUUAUUUUCAGAUGAUGAACGCAAAUGCAAAUAUGUGCAAGAAUCUAACACUGUUCGAUGAUUGUGGAGACGGAGGUGUUUGUGUGUGUGCAAACAUGAAUAAAGUCACAUAUAACAAUCCUGGAAACACUCCGUGCAACAAUCUGAUCUGCAGAGUACCUGAAUGCUACAGUAUAACUGGUAGAAUUGUUCCACCUAAACAAGUAAAAGGAAAAUAUGUGUAUUGCGUCACUGACGACGACUGUGGGAAAAAAUUUGUGUGCACGCAUUUAAAUUACUGUUGUCGUGUGCCAAGAGGAAAGUACGCUAAAUAUAUAGGUUCAGGAGCUUGAAAUAAUUUAGAUCAUUGAUACCUGCUCCUGCUCCUUUUUAACCAGAAAAAAUGACCUACUUAUGAUAAAUGAAUACAAUAAUAUACAAACACAA
This is a messenger RNA of Ruditapes philippinarum (Manila clam), 500 nucleotides long. RefSeq lists its product as uncharacterized. The record is from RefSeq and is a predicted model, not a curated record. Lineage: Eukaryota; Metazoa; Mollusca; Bivalvia; Venerida; Veneridae. The transcript has 3 exons. Bases 59 to 406 code for a protein of 115 amino acids.